Wasmannia auropunctata (little fire ant) is the source of this 4342-nucleotide messenger RNA. RefSeq lists its product as uncharacterized. Gene Ontology annotation, biological process: DNA integration; proteolysis. Gene Ontology annotation, molecular function: aspartic-type endopeptidase activity; nucleic acid binding. NCBI's taxonomy places the organism in Eukaryota, Metazoa, Arthropoda, Insecta, Hymenoptera, Formicidae. Bases 290 to 4330 code for a protein of 1346 amino acids. The record is from RefSeq and is a predicted model, not a curated record. The transcript has a single exon.
GUGAGCGCGUCCUCAAGGCGAUCGCUGAUUGGUCGGGGGGUUAGAGUAGCGGUCGUGAGAGGGCAGUCGAGCUAGAGCACGAGGUCACACACAGACGUGCCGAGUUAUCACGCAAGACAAGUCUUCCUGUUUGCUUUAUUACAUUGAAUCCUUCGACGGUCUAAUUACCUCUACAUGGUGUCAGAAGUGGUCUUGAAACUCGUACAAGCUUUACGAGGAACCAAGCGGUGAAGGAAUUAUCGGCUUAUAAUCCUGAUUGAGUGCUGAGAAGCGUCCAAAGAAAAAAAAAAUGGCGACUACUACAAAGGAAAUAUUACCAAGUGUACAAACGCUUUCAGAGUUUAACUUCGAAAAACCUGAGACAUGGGCAGUAUGGUUAAAGCGUUUUGAACGCUAUAUGUCGGUCGCAAAUCUCAAGGAGAGAGAAGAGAGUGAGAAGAUCGACUUGCUGUUGUACACAAUGGGUGAGAAAGCCGAAGAUAUUUUGACUCAGAUAACGGCAGGAAGCAGGGUGACGACAUUAAAAGUGGUCACAGAUAAAUUUACGGGGUAUUUUGCGCCAAAGAAGAACACGGUCUUCGAACGAUAUAAGUUCAAUUCCAGAAAGCAGCAGGCGGGUGAAAGUGUAGACUCGUUUGUUACGGCGUUGUACUCGCUGGCGGAGACUUGUGAGUAUGGCACGAUAAAAGAAGAAUUAAUACGUGACCGAAUAGUUAUUGGUAUACGAGAUACGCGUACGUCAGAACGGCUACAAUUAACAGCAGAUUUGACUCUGGAAAAAGCCUUAAACAUGGCUCGUCAGGCCGAAACUCAAGCCAAAGAAGGAAAAAUGAUUAGAAAAGAAGUGGCGUCAGAACAGAGCGAGUUGAAUAGAGUUUUUCGCUCACAAAAAAACAAAGAAGAAAGGAGGAAGGACCGAGAGCAGCGCGGAAGCAGGAACGAGACACAGAGGGGCAACGAGAACUGUGGUAGAUGCGGUAAAGCGAAACACACGGAUUUCAAGAAAUGUCCAGCGUUCAAGUCAACGUGUCACAAGUGCCAAAAGGUCGGUCAUUGGGACAAGAUGUGCAAAUCAAAGAAAGUGCGCAGAGUCGAAGAACAAGAAGACGAGGAAGAUGACAAUUCAUCGACAAUAUUUCUAGGAGCCGUGCGCGGGAGCGCACAAGCUGAUAAAGACUUUUUAUUCCGGGCGUAUGUGAAAGAAUUGUCGCGACAAAUAGAUUUUGUUAUAGAUACUGGUGCGGAUGUCACAUGCGUUGCAGUUAAUUCAAUUCCUAGAGAAUUAAAAGAGAAAAUUAGCGAGACAGAUAGGAUUAUUGUAGGGCCUGACGGGAAAAGACUUUCGGUCGCCGGUUACUUAUACAUAAACAUAAUAAAAGGGAAAACAAUGUCAAAAUCAAAAGUGUAUGUAUUAAACGGGUUGAAACAGAACUUGUUAGGGAAGCCGGAAAUAAAUAAGUUUAAAUUAAUAGGCAAAAUAAAUACUCUGCAAUCGGAAAGCAUGUCUCAAGUACAACCGUUCAUUGAAUUUUCUAAAGUGUUUAGCGGAUUGGGAUCCUUUAAAAAAGAGUUAAAAAUUCACUUAAAAGAUGAAUUCAAACCAUUUUUUCUGACGACUCCACGUACAGUACCAAUACCGUUAUUAAAAAAACUCAAGUUAGAACUAGAUAAGUUAGUCAGUGAGGGAAUUAUAGUACCUGUAGAUUUUCCUACAGAGUGGUGCAGUCCAAUAGUGGUAAUUCCUAAAAAAGGUACGGAACAAAUAAGAAUUUGUGGCGACUUCACUCAAUUAAAUAAAAGUGUAAAAAGGGCGCACUUUCCGAUUCCGAAAGUAAAUGUAACUUUAUCAAACUUAAAAAAGUCAAAGAUAUUUUCUAAAUUAGAUGUAAGAACGGGUUUUUAUCAGAUAAAGUUAAGAAGGGAAAGUCAACCGUUGACAACCAUCAUUACACCGUAUGGUAGGUACAUGUUCACUAGACUACCGUUUGGUAUCAAUUGUUCGCCAGAUUAUUUUACGCAGUGGUACACCGAGAUCCUACGAGAUGUGCCAGGAGUGGACAUACAUACAGAUGAUGUAAUAGUCCAUAGUGCGACAGUGGAGGAGCAUGAUAGAAUACUCCGGAUAGUUUUAGACAGGCUGCAAAAGGCAGGUAUAACUCUAAACAAAGAUAAAUGUGUUUUCGGAACAAAUAAAGUAGAGUUUCUAGGACACGAAAUUUCAGAAAAGGGCAUAAGUAUCUUGCAAAAAAGGCUAAAAGCUAUAACAGAUUUUGAUCCUCCUAAGGAUAAGAAAACACUUAUGCAAUUCUUAGGCGCGGUAAAUUACGUUAGUAAGUUUGUACCGAACAAGUCGCACAUAUUAGAACCAUUGAAUUCAUUGUUAAAAGAUAAUGUACAUUUUGUAUGGUUAGAACCACAGGAAAGGGCUUUUAAUGAAUUAAAAAGACUGUUAAAAACAGCUCCCAUAUUGUCGCAUUAUGACUACACUAAAAAGGUAGUGAUACAGGCGGAUGCAUCGAGUUACGGUUUAGGGGCGGCAUUAAUGCAAGUAAGCGAAGAUGAAAGCCGCGAAAUAGUAGCAUAUGCGUCCACUACGCUUACAGAAACGGAAAAGAAAUACAGCCAGAUAGAAAAAGAAGCAUUAGCUCUUGCGUAUGCUACGGAGCAUUUCAAGGAUUAUAUAACCGGAAUUGAUAUAACUCUCGAAACAGAUCAUAAACCGUUGCUACAGAUACUGCAAAGCAAACCGCUUGAUGACUUAACACCGCGGUUGCAAAGGAUCAGAUUGAGACUAAUGCGUUAUAACUAUGAGAUAGUUUACGUACCAGGUAAACAAUUAGUAUUAGCGGACUGUCUUUCAAGAAGUCCGGUUAAACGAGAAAAUGUAAAUUAUAAAGAUGGGUUGCCACAAGAAAUAGAGAGUUAUGUCAAUUUCGUAGUAGAUAGUUUCCCGGCGACUAAGAGUAUGAUAGAUAGAAUAAGAGAUGAACAAGGAAAAGACUACGUCUGCUCAAGAUUAAAAGAUUAUAGUCUGGGGAAAUGGCCAGACAAAAAUAAAUUAGAAGAUGGUUUGUUACCAUAUUUUAAUCUCAAGGAGAACAUCUCAUUUUGUAGUAAUCUACUUUUGUAUAAUUCGAGGCUAAUCAUACCGUCCAAUUUACAAUUAGAAAUGUUAUCCAAAUUGCAUGCAGGGCAUUUGGGUAUUAACAGGUGUCGUGAAAUGGCUAAACAAUCAGUUUGGUGGCCGGGCAUUAGUAGUCAGUUGAAAACGUUAGUAGAAAACUGUCCAAACUGUAUCGAGAAUAGAAGAAAUAUCAAAGAACCUUUCACAAAAGAAAGUUUUCCAGAAAGACCAUGGCAGAAAAUUGCCAUAGAUUUAUUCAAAUUCCAAAGCAGAUGGUAUUUGAUAAUAACAGAUUAUUAUUCAAGAUAUUUUGAUAUUUUAACUUUAAAAGCGUUAACUGAAAAGGCAGUUAUAAAAAAAUGUAAGAAAGUCUUUGCGAGAUUUGAAAUACCAGAGAUAGUGAGAACAGAUCCGGGUACACAAUUCUCCACAGAAUUUGAUAAAUUUGCCAAAGAAAUGGAUUUUAAACAUGUAACAAGUUCACCCAAAUACUCGCAAAGUAAUGGUGAAGUAGAAUCAGCGGUAAAGAUCGCGAAAAUGAUCCUAAAGAAAUGCGAAGACGUUAAUAAAGGUCUGUUGUCGUAUAGAUCAACACCUCUGGAUAAUGGUUAUUCUCCUGCUGAACUAAUGUUUUCUAGGAAAAUUCGAUCCCUAGUACCUAUGAUUCCGUCAAAAUUAGGAACAUUUGUAAAACAUGAAGACAUAUCUAAGUUAGAAAAAGAAAGAAAGGAUAAACAGGAGAGUAAUUAUAACAAGAGACACAGAGCGAAAAAGUUAUCAGAACUAAUAGUAGGAGAUAAAGUAUGGGUCAUUGACAAGAGAGUCUAUGCGGAGGUGGUAAGUUUAGGUGAAGGUCCAAAUUCAUAUUUAGUUAGAACAGAAGGUGGUGGUGUAAUUCGCCGAAACCGUUGGCAUUUAAUAUAUGCGCCGUAUAAAGAUAACAUAGAGGUAGAUGUAAGUAGCGAUAAUCCAGUGUAUCUAGAAGAAGACAAUAAGGAGAUAAGUUAUAAACAUGCGGAAACGGGGCCAGUAAAUAAAGCAGCAAACGGUAGUACGCAAGACGUAAGCGAUAAGGGCGAAGCAAGUAGCGUAAAUCCCGCGAAGGAACAGUCUCAAUCUCAGAGACCAAAACGAGACGCUAAACCGAAUUCCCGUUUCAAAGAUUUUGUAUGUCAGCCGAGCUAUGUAAAGAAAAAGAAAAUGUGAGACUUUUCAAUA